Messenger RNA from Anisakis simplex (herring worm), 441 nucleotides. The record is from the annotation of a GenBank genome assembly. Lineage: Eukaryota; Metazoa; Nematoda; Chromadorea; Rhabditida; Anisakidae.
AUGCCAUCUGGCAAAUACGAAGUUUCUGAAGAGACUGAGGCUCUGCAAGCGAAACCACCGCCAGACACAAGACUUCACGUAGGUUUUUCAUGCCGAUCUUCUUUCACGCUUGAUCCAUCAUUAUUCAGCAUAUCGGGUGGUUAUACUGGUGCUUUGUUACUGGCCAUUUUCGCAGCCACUAUCGGUGGAUCUUUCCAGUUUGGUUACCAUAUUGGAUGUAUUAAUGUACCGCAACAGGUGAUCAAGGAAUGGUACGUAGACUCACACGAGCAUCUGUUCGGGAAUCGUCCCACCAUCGAGAGUAUCGCUAAAGUGCAAUGGUCAGUGCUGCUUGUCAGCCACCUUACAAUCAGCAAAAAUUCAAUCCUUUCAGCUAAAUUCUUCUUCACAAAUGAUAACUUGUGCCCGAAACCACUUGAAUUUCCGCUGUCAUUUCUGUAG